AACGCUCCUCACCUAGCCCCUGUCCUGAGGGUGUGCCUAACCCUGGAGCCAGCUUUAAAGGGGAAAGCCCCUCCUCCUGCCCCAGCCCCACCCACCGGGCCCCCCUUCUCGGUCUUUCAGGCCCAGAGCUCCCUCACAGAACUCCCCCGCACCUUGUCUCGCCCGCUCCGCCUCUCCUUCCCAGCCACAGCUAGAGGUCCUGGGCGCACCUGCAGAGCCAGCGGCUUGCUGGGGGCAUGCGCUCCAUGAAAGCUCUGCAGAAGGCGCUGAGCCGGGCCGGCAGUCACUGCGGGCGGGGAGACUGGGGUCACCUGAGCCGGAGCCCCCUCCUUGGCGGGGGCGUCCGGCACCACCUCAGUGAGGCCGCGGCGCAGGGCAGAGAGACGCCACACAGCAGCCAGCCGCAGCACCAGGAUCAUGAUUCAUCAGAAAGUGGCAUGCUGUCCCGCCUGGGUGAUUUGCUCUUCUACACUAUUGCUGAAGGACAGGAACAAAUCCCUAUCCACAAGUUCACCACUGCACUAAAGGCCACUGGGCUGCAGACAUCAGAUCCUCGGCUCCAAGACUGCAUGAGCGAGAUGCACCGUGUGGUCCAAGAGUCCAGUAGUGGUGGCCUCUUGGACCGAGAUCUCUUCCGAAAGUGUGUGAGCAGCAACAUUGUGCUCCUGACCCAGGCAUUCCGAAAGAAGUUUGUCAUUCCUGAUUUUGAGGAGUUCACGGGCCAUGUGGAUCGCAUCUUUGAGGAUGCCAAAGAGCUCACUGGAGGCAAAGUGGCAGCCUACAUCCCUCAGCUGGCCAAGUCAAACCCAGACCUGUGGGGUGUCUCCCUGUGCACUGUGGAUGGUCAGCGGCACUCUGUGGGUCAUACAAAGAUCCCCUUCUGCCUGCAGUCCUGUGUGAAGCCCCUCACCUAUGCCAUCUCCAUAAGCACGCUAGGCACUGACUACGUGCACAAGUUUGUGGGCAAAGAGCCUAGUGGCCUGCGCUACAACAAGCUCUCCCUCAAUGAGGAAGGAAUCCCCCAUAACCCCAUGGUCAAUGCUGGUGCCAUUGUUGUCAGCUCCCUGAUCAAGAUGGACUGUAACAAAGCAGAGAAGUUUGAUUUUGUAAGUUCCCUUGCUACUUGGCCCCUGGCUGCAUUUCUCCACAGCAUGCUGUCCUCUCCAGCUGCCCCAGUGGCUCUCUAACUCCACUACCAGGUGCACCAGCCCAUACUAGAAGCCUUAUUU
Molecule: messenger RNA, 1229 nt
Organism: Piliocolobus tephrosceles (Ugandan red Colobus)
Lineage: Eukaryota; Metazoa; Chordata; Mammalia; Primates; Cercopithecidae
Product: glutaminase liver isoform, mitochondrial-like
Exons: 8
Coding region: 237-1187 (316 amino acids)
Biological process (GO): L-glutamine catabolic process
Molecular function (GO): glutaminase activity
Source: RefSeq, a predicted model, not a curated record